Camelus dromedarius (Arabian camel) is the source of this 1565-nucleotide messenger RNA. Its product is annotated as SLA class II histocompatibility antigen, DQ haplotype D alpha chain-like. Gene Ontology annotation, biological process: immune response; antigen processing and presentation. The coding region runs from base 336 to 1094 and encodes 252 amino acids. Lineage: Eukaryota; Metazoa; Chordata; Mammalia; Artiodactyla; Camelidae. Gene Ontology annotation, cellular component: membrane; MHC class II protein complex. The transcript is spliced from 4 exons. The record is from RefSeq and is a predicted model, not a curated record.
UGAACAGAGCUUUCUGUUACUCUCCUCCCGCUCAUUCUAUGCCAUGAAAAUGUUCCUUCUGUUCCAUUGUGAACCUGUGCCCUUAGAUAAUUCAAAGCAAAGGAAUUUUCCAGGCUUCUUCCAGGUCUCUUCAUAAAAACACUUCAACUGGCAACUGAGGUGUCAGCUCAGGGAAUUUCUCUGAUGGGCUGAAGCAUGAUACAGCAGGGUUAGGCCUUGUGGCCUACUCCUGCCUGGUUUCCUCUGCUAGUUCUCCUCUUUAGAUCUCCUUCCUUGCAAGUUCACAUCACAGCUCCACUCAGAACAGCCACUCCUGAGGAGACCCUUGGAGGAGGAUGUCCAUGAAGAAGGCCCUGAUUCUAGGGGCCAUCACUCUGGCCGCCAUGAUGAGCCCCGGUGGAGGUGAAGACAUCGUAGCUGACCACAUGGGCACUUACGGCACAAAUGUCUACCAGACAUACGACGCCUUUGGCCAGUUUACGUUUGAAUUUGAUGGCGAUGAGCUAUUCUACGUGGACCUGGAAAAAAGGGAAGUUGUCUGGCGGCUGCCUGAGUUUAACAAUCUUACCAAGUUUGAAACUCAGAGUGCCCUGAGAAACAUUGUUAUGUCAAAAAGAAAUUUGGACAUCUUGAUAAAAAAUUCCAACUUUACACCUGCCACCAAUGAAAUCCCUGAAGUGGCCGUGUUUCCCAAGUCUUCCGUGAUCCCGGGAAUUCCCAACACCCUCAUCUGUCACGUGGACAACGUCUUUCCCCCCGUGAUCAACAUCACUUGGUUUCGCAAUGGACGCUUCGCUGCAGAAGGUAUCACCCAGACCACAUUCUACCCCAAGAGCGACCACUCCUUCCGCAAGUUCAGUUACCUCACUUUUCUUCCCUCUGCUGACGAUUUCUAUGACUGCAGGGUGGAGCCCUGGGGCCUGGACGUGCCGCUCGUCAAGCACUGGGAGCUUGAGAUUCCGACCCCUGUGUCAGAGCUGACAGAGACUGUGGUCUGCGCCCUGGGGUUGGCCAUGGGCCUCGUGGGCAUCGUGGUGGGCACUGUCCGAGGCCGGCACUUAGGUGGUCCCUCCAGACACCGAAGGGCCACGUGACUCGUGGUCUGGAAAACUGGAAGGUAAGAAUCAGAUGCAUAAGAUCUGGAAAGACGUUACCACAGGUGGUGAAGGCAAUGGUGGAAAAUUGGCAUCCAGGAUACAUAAAUGUGUUUGAAUAAUUGUGGGCAAAUUGGAGGUGGGUUGACCUUGGGCCGGGAGCACAGGGCCUGUCAAUUUCAUGCUGGUUGCUGUUUCGGGUAAUCAGCCUUUACAAGAAAAGAGAGGAAUGGUUCAGACUCUAGUUCCCUGUUUGGCCUUGAUAUAUAACUUACACGUGCUCCCUGUUCCACCUCAUCCACAUCCCUGUUUCCCUGUUUGAGUGGAAUUUAUGGAGAGAUUUUCCUUCAAAGACCACUGACCCUUAUGAAUUCUUCCAGCUUAGUCUUCAGUUCAUCACCUACGUUUCACAGGCAGACCUGGACCAUUCUACCCAGCCAUCUAGUUCUUGGUCACGCUAAUCCAAUAUCU